This is a messenger RNA of Caenorhabditis sp. 36 PRJEB53466, 2121 nucleotides long. NCBI's taxonomy places the organism in Eukaryota, Metazoa, Nematoda, Chromadorea, Rhabditida, Rhabditidae. The record is from the annotation of a GenBank genome assembly.
AUGACCGAGGGUAAGCAGCAGAGCGACGAGAAGCAACCGCUUUCCCAGGAUCCAGAAACUGUGGAGAAGGAGCUCGAGGAGAUUGGAUUCGUCCCGCCGCCAGAUGGUGAGUCAUCAGAAACUUUGUCUUAACCUAAAUACGGGGAAUUCGGUAUCAAACUUCUGAUUACAGGUGGAUAUGGAUGGGCAAUCGUCAUCUCCUCCUUCCUCCUCAACAUGAUCGUCGAUGGUGUCAUCUUCACCGUCGGAAAAAUUCUUCAGCCUGCCUGGGUCGCCGGAUUCAACGUCUCCGAGGCUUCCGCCUCCCUCACUAUGUCCAUUCUAUCCGGGUUCUACUUCUUUGUUGGUAAGCAAACACAAAUACCCCUCUUUUCGACAAAACCUUGUUAAAACGAUUCAUUUUUACAGGUCCCUUCGCCUCGGCCUUGUGCAACGUCUUCGGUUGUCGGCAGGUCGCUCUGGCUGGAUCGAUAAUAGCUGCCAUCGGAUUCCUGGCCUCUAUCCCUGCCCCGAACAUCUACGUCUUGUACCUCACCUUUGGACUCAUUGGUGGAGCCGGAUUUGGAAUGAUGUAUCUUCCGGCAAUCGUGAUCAUUUCACAAUAUUUUGCAAAGAAGCGCUCGUUGGCUACUGGAAUCGCCGUCUGCGGAAGUGGAAUUGGAACGACUAUCUUCGCAAUGCUCAACGACGUCGUCUGGGAGUUUGUGAAGAGAGAUUGGCAGCAAUUCCUUGUCUACACUUCUGCCGUUACUAUCAGCGGAUUCGCCGCUGCUCUUCUCCUGAGACCGUUGAAAGCCAGCCAAGAGCAGAUUGAAGAAGUCGCCAAGAUUGUCGAGCAGUACGAAGAAACCAAGGAAAAGGUCCCAGAGUCUCCGAGCCUCAGCAAGCACAACACUCCGUUCCUGAGCUCUCUGGAACUUCACACCACCGGAAAGCUUCAUAAUGUAAGCAUUUCCACACACUAUACGAGAUUCUCAUGAGAUAUGUACCUUUCAGCACCGUAAUGGAUCCGUCAAAAGCAUCAUCGAAGCCGUUGCCAAGGAUGUUGAGGAUCUGAAUCGCCCGCUUUCCCGUAUGGACGUCUUCUACACCGGAUCCACUACCAACAUCGCUGCCAGAAGCCGCACUGGAACCAGUUAGUUCGCUUUUGUGCUCAGCUGGGGGGAAAUGCAUAGCUUUUUCAGUGAACCGAGAAGAAGCGGCUGAGCACUUGAAGCAUCUCCGUGACAACCUGAAGGAGGACACUCCACAGCAGUACCUUUCGAAAGUGGAUCUGACUGUGGCGGAAGACGGAACCAUCAAUCAUGUCAAGGAGCGAUCUGUGCUGGCCGACAUCGGACAGGCCCUGAAGAGUCUCCUGGACCGUCAACUCCUUGGAUCCCCGUCCUUCCUGCUCCUCGCUUUCUCCGGAACGCUCACACUUUGCUGCUUCUACGUCCCGUUCAUCUAUCUCGGAAAUCACUUGGACAAGGUCAGUUAAAUCUAAAAAUAUUAGUCUUAAAUCAUGAUACUCUCCAGAUUGCGGGUCUCACCGUCGCCCAGAAGUCAUUCACCGUCUCUCUGAUCGGAGUUCUCAACAUCAUUGCUCGUAUUGGAUGCGGCUACAUUGCUGACCGCCCGGAAGUCUCUGCCCUCGUCGUCAACAACAUCGCCCUCAUCCUGGCCGGACUCGCCACCAUGACCGUUCCGUUCUACACGGAGUACUGGCAUUUCUUGGUCUAUUGCAUUCCGUUCUCGAUCGGAGUCGCUUGUUUCGCUGCCCUCCGCUCCGUCAUUGUGCUCGAGCUGAUUGGCCUGGAGAAGAUGAGCAAUGCUUUCGGAAUCCUCCUCACCUUUAUGGGAGUUGGAGCUGUCGUCGGAUCGCCAAUGGCUGGUAAGUUGAACACCGUUCUUCCUUCGGUCUUCUAGAGCAGUGAUAUUGCACCAAACGUAUUUUCAGCUGCCAUCAAAGACUAUACCGGCAAUUUCGACACCUCUUUCUACGUGAUGGGAGCCUUGAUGGCGAUCAGUGGAGCAAUCUGCAUUCCGCUCGCUUCCCUGCGCAAGUGGGAGAUGUCCCGUGCUACCAAGACCGAUGCCAAGACCGAGGUGGAACUCCAGAAGCUCAAGGAUGACAACUGA